UUGACUGUCUAUUCCCGGCAUAAAUACUGCCUGAUUUGCUGAGUUCUUCCGCUAUUUCCUGCGUGUUGCCUAUACUUAGAGUUUCACCGGUCAUUUUUUUUUUCUCCAUACUCUUCCGAUCUUUCUGUGGCACAACACUCUUGUCAGCUGACGUACAAUUCCCAUUCCCUGUCCUCUGCACCCCGCCGUCAGUUCUCGUAGUUUUCUUUAUGGAUGUAUGAGUCUCUUUAAAUGCUUCCCGAUAUUUAGUCGUUACUUUCUCUCACAUCUGCAUCAUUUUGUGUCGCAACAACUCGCCUCUCCGGCGCUGGACACCGUCCUGCCACGGCAACCCACGCCGGCAGCCCAGCGGCUCGGGACCCACGCCCGCCCUCACACCCGAUUGGCGCAGAGGGCAGGGGCCGCUGGGUCGGCUGACGCCAAGCGGGCUCCCCAUUGGUUCUCGCCCGAGUGACAUCGGGCGGCGGCGCGCAGGCCCCGAGACGGUUGACGGUUCGCUGGCGGAGCGAGCUGCCUCCGUUUCCGGUCGGUGGCCCAGGGCAGCAAGGAGCCGGAGGGGGGCGGGGUGCGAUCGCAGGGCGGGGCCAGGGCGCAGGCGCGAGGCGCGGUCCGCUGUCGGAAGUCAGCGUCGGACAAAGAAAGCGGUGCUGCGGGACCGCCACCGAACAGAAUUUCAGCUGAGGGAGGCAGAGUGAAACAAUGGAUCCUGAAAGGCCACCUGAAACUGUCGGUUUGAACACCAGAGAGAGUGAAGAAGAUCCAAAGAAGCCUGCAGGUUCUAAGGAGUUACCGCCAGCACCGGCAGAGUCUGAGUCAGAGCCUGCCGAUAUCAAAAAAGAUGAGGAGGGACAGAAGAGUGCAAAGGAAGAUGAAAGACAACCAUCGCAGCCGCAGACCAAGACAUUGGAAGAGAAUUUCCAGACAGGAGACUCCAAUGAAUCAUCGCAUCAAGAUCCACCUGAGUCGCUUGAUUCUUCAGGCCAAGAAUGUCAUCGUCCAUUGAACACGGAAGGAGAAAUGUUUGUCUGCUCUGUAUGUGGGAAGCGAUUUAAAACAUUAGUAUGGAUGGAAAAGCACCGAGACACACACACAAGAGGAAGAGUGUUCCAGUGCUCUGACUGUGGGAAGAGUUUUAAUCAGUUACAUAGCCUGAGAAAUCACUGCAACAUUCACAGCCACGAAAAACCGUACACGUGUUCUAUAUGUGAUCGGACCUUCAGUGGGUCAGACAGCUUGAUGAUGCACAAGUGCAAUGACACAGGAGAGCAGCCCUAUAAAUGUGGCGUCUGUGGGAAGGGGUUCAGUUACCCAUCCAAGCUGGAGACUCACUGGCGCAGUCACACAGGAGAAAGGCCCUUCAGCUGCUCAGUGUGUGGAAAGAGGUUCACUCAGACUUCCAACCUUCUGACUCACCAGCGCAUUCACUCUGGGGAAAGACCAUUCACCUGUUCAGUGUGUGGAAAGGGAUUCACUGGUUCAUCCAACCUGCAGAUACACCAGCGCACUCACACAGGGGAGAGGCCAUUCAAUUGCUCUCUGUGUGGGAAGGAAUUCACUCAAGCAUCCAGUUUACUUACCCACCAGCGUAUUCACACUGGGGAGAGGCCAUUCACCUGCUCCAUGUGUGGGAAGGGAUUCACUCGGUCCUCACAUCUACUGACUCACCAGCGCAUUCACACUGGGGAGAGGCCUUUCACCUGCUCUGUGUGCGGGAAGGGGUUCACUCGGUCCUCGCACCUGGUGACACACAGGCGGGUUCACACUGAUGACCGACCCUUUAAAUGCUCUGAGUGUGGAAAGACAUUUAAAGGCUCUGAAGAACUUAUGAAACAUCAACGUAUUCACACUGACGAAAGGCCAUGUGGUUGUACCCUCUGUGGGAAGAGGUUCAGGCAGUUGUCUCAUUUGCUUACUCACCAGCGAGUUCACACUGGGGAGAGACCAUUCAGCUGUUCUAUAUGUGGGAAAGAAUUUACUCAGUCCUCCCAUCUUCUAAGGCAUCAACGACUUCACAGUGGGGAGAGGCCUUUUAUCUGCUCCACAUGUGGCAAGGACUUCACCCAGUGGGCUGACUUGCUGACACAUCAGUGUACAGCGAACAAUCAGGCACAGGCAAACACAGAACCAUUGGUCUUCCUUCAGUUCCAGGUAUAACUUCAUUAAUUAUCAGAAUGGAGUCAACAUUUUCUAAGAACCCAGAGGUGCUGAAAGUCGCCAUAUGAAUGCAGCUUUCUUGUUCAGAUUCAACAAGUUGUAUUUCUGCAGUGCCUCUGAUGUUUAAUCAAAGAUCCCAAGGUCCUUAUAGUUAACAAGUACUGAAUAAUUAGGAGAAAGAGAGUAGGCCUGAAUAGGGACACAUGUUUUGAGAAGGGUUUUGUUUAGGAAGAGAAUUCUCAAAUGUAGGACCCACAUGUGUAAAGAGCAGGCCCCAGUCAUGAAGCAGAGGAAGGUGGCAACCAUAAGAGGGCAGAAUCGGGAAUGGGGCAUCUGUAGGAAAGUUGGACUGGAGGUGUAGCUAGCACUGAGGAUUUGAAAUGUUUUGGUUUGGGAAGCCAGUGGAAGUCAAUAAUAAAUGGGAGAAAGGAAAUCUUUUCUGUCUGCAUAAUGUGAAUACAAUUGAGACUGAAUCCACAUCAAAAAAAUGUGAAUAGAAGGAAAAAUGGGAAGUACAGGCAAAUGUUAUUAAAUGGUGAGGCACCUCGUGGAAUGUAAACAUCAGCCAGACCAAAUGGCCUUUUUGUAAUACAUUGUGGGUAAAAACAAAAAAUACCCAGUGAAUGAGUUCACAUGAGGUUGAUCCUAUUUUUGUUCUUGCAUGCGCCUCUUUGAGGCACAUCAGGACAGUUUUCCUCCAUUAUUGGCACAAUAGAAAUGCAAAUUUCUUAAGUUCCUGAUGCAAUUUCUUCAAGGAAGUGAUUCUGAUAUCUGUACAAACAGUGUACCUUGACUUCCAGGUUUUUGUCAAAGGCAUUAUGUAAAGAACAAAACUGGGAAUUUCAAGGCUGGAUAAGAAUCUGACUGAUUGGAGGAGUUGUCACGUUGUGAGAAGUUCUAAAUGGAUUCUACAAGGGCUUCAAAUUGGAACGAUUGUUAUUGCUAAUUUCCAUUGAUGACUUGGAUUCAAAAUGUCAGUGCAACAAUUUGGAAUUACAGAUGUGAUGAUCAGUGAACUCCAAGACGCCAGGUGAGAAAUGGCCGUAGGUGUAGGCUGCAAAACAUAGAUAACUAUGUAAGUAGAGUUCUGAGGUGGAGGGAUUUGAGGAAGACAAGUAACUCGGGAAUGUAGAUGUUAUGGAAGAUUGCAGAAAAUAAUGGUACAGAUGAAAGACUAAAAAUUAAACUCAAAUUUGUCCAACAUAUGUAGAACAGAUACCUGUAAGAUGUAGGACAAGUGAGUGAUCUUGUCAUACCACACCUUUAGUGUUGUGAUUAGUUUAAAACAUGAUCAAGAGUUCAGUGCUGCCGUACUGUCAGGUGGUUGAGCUGGAAGGAAAUCAGUUUGGGAUAUGGUGUUUCCAAUGUGUCCUUAUUGCUGUUUAUCAAUUAGGAAGGAAUAGAGGCUCUAAAUUGACUGUUACUUUAAAUGGAAACUAGGACAUAGAUUUACAGGAUUUAAAAUAUUUUUAGUAAGGCAGGGUUUAGGAUUCUUUCAGGUGGAAUAACUGACACACUGAACAAA
Hypanus sabinus (Atlantic stingray) is the source of this 3679-nucleotide messenger RNA. Its product is annotated as oocyte zinc finger protein XlCOF6.1-like. NCBI's taxonomy places the organism in Eukaryota, Metazoa, Chordata, Chondrichthyes, Myliobatiformes, Dasyatidae. The coding region runs from base 700 to 2154 and encodes 484 amino acids. The transcript has 3 exons. The record is from RefSeq and is a predicted model, not a curated record.